AUGUCUGUUGUUAAAGCUGUUGAGCCACCACAACCACAUCCUUUGGAUAUGAACAUGGAUGACAUGUUUGAGAUGAUGAAAACUCAACUUCAUCAAUCAGGUGUACCUGAAAUUUUACAUGCAGCAAUAUUUAGAAAAGUUAAUCAAGAAAUUUUUGAUGCUGGAGAUUUUUUUGAAGUUACUAUGAUGGUUGAUGAUAAUGAGGAACCUAUAAAAAAGCAAACUUUUGCUACUAAAGAUAUUGGUUGUAAUGAUACUGAAAGUGUUUGGUUAAUUGACCAUGCUUGGACAUUUCUUCCAAAUACUGCUAUUGAAAGUUUAAAAAAAAUACCACAAUUGUUAGGUCGUCUUAUGACUAUGUUUCUUCUUCAUUCACAGGAUAAAGAAAAUGGAACUGAAAGAUUAGUUAAGACUGUUUAUAAGGAAUUAUUUAAGUAUGCACAGACAUACUCUAUUACUGAUCCAUCAAAACCAAUGGGUGAUAAUACUAUCAAUUAUUGGUAUGUUGUUGAUGAAUUUGGUGUUUCAAUUGGGCAUUCAGAUAUGCCAAAUUGUCGUAUGGUACCAUUUUUUGUGCCAACUAAAGGAUAUACUUUGUCAAUUUUAUUCCUCACUGAAGAUAUUAAAAAAGGACAAGAGUUAACACGUGAUUUUGUAGAUGUUGGCUUAGCAAAAAAACAUCCUAAAUGGAGAGAUAUUUUAUUAACUGUAUGGGAUGAGGACAGGCAUAUUGAUGAAAAAUUAUUUGAAAAAAAUGAGAUAACUGAUGAAUAUUUUACAUUAGGACGAAUUCCUGAUCAUAUACCAAGUGAUGAAGUCCAAGCUAAAUGUAAACCAUUUAUUUAUAAUAAGGAUAAACCAAUAAGACUUUAUGACAAUGACCAACAAUUAUUUUCAAAUCUUAAAGAUAUUAAGGUUGAAUUUGUUGAUAAUAUAUAUGAAGCUGAUGUCAUAUGGUUACGCCAUCAUUUUUCUGAAUUUAAAGAUUUAGCUGAAAAAAAUUCUACUGCACUUGUAAAUCAAUUUCCUUAUGAGUCUUCAUUGACUGUAAAAGAUUUAUUUGCUGCUAAUGUAGAGCUUGUUUUUAAUGAUACUGAAUUUGAUUCAGUUAAAAUGGUAAAACCACCACUUUGGUUACCAAUAACUUAUAAUCUUAAUACUGAACUUCCUCAGUUUUAUAAGUAUUUUAAAGAACGUGAAAAAAAGAAUCUUAAUAAUACUUUUAUCAUUAAACCUUGGAAUAUGGCUAGAACAUUAAAUAUGACUAUCUCUGAUGAUAUGUCUUUUAUCAUUAGACAAGUAGAAACAGGACCAAAAAUAGCUUGUAAAUAUAUUGAGGAUCCAGUUUUAUUUACACGUCCUGAUACAAAGAAAAAUGUAAAAUUUGACUUACGUUUUAUUGUAUAUGUAACUUCUCUUUCUCCAGUCACAUGUUAUAUGUACAAUAAAUUUUGGCCCAGAUUUGCCGUCAAUGAAUAUAGUUUGGAUAAUCUUGAAGAUUCAUUGGCUCAUUUUACUGUACAUAAUUAUACAGACAAAUCUUUGAUCCUCAAUAUGUUUUCUGAUGAUUUUAUUCAAGAAUUUGAAAAAACAUACCCAAAUCAACAAUGGAAGAAUGUUGAAAAACAAAUUUAUGAAGUAGUAAAACAAGUUAUUACUACUUCUUCAAUUUUACCCUCUCCUAGGGGUGUUUCACCAAAUGCCCAAAGUAGAGGAAUGUAUGGUAUUGAUGUUAUGCUUGGAUGGAAAGAUUCAUCACAUAAAGAAAUACAAGUAUACUUUCUUGAAUGUAAUUUUAUUCCUGAUUGUAAAAGAGCCUGUGACUUUUAUCCUGACUUUGCUGAUACAACAUUUAGAACAUUAUUUUUAAAUGAAAUUGAUUCAGAAAAAGUUACUAAAAUUUAA
Messenger RNA from Strongyloides ratti, 1905 nucleotides. RefSeq names its product Tubulin--tyrosine ligase-like protein 12. The transcript is spliced from 2 exons. The coding region runs from base 1 to 1905 and encodes 634 amino acids. Gene Ontology annotation, biological process: protein modification process. The record is from RefSeq and is a predicted model, not a curated record. Lineage: Eukaryota; Metazoa; Nematoda; Chromadorea; Rhabditida; Strongyloididae.